Stylonychia lemnae is the source of this 2157-nucleotide messenger RNA. The record is from the annotation of a GenBank genome assembly. NCBI's taxonomy places the organism in Eukaryota, Ciliophora, Spirotrichea, Sporadotrichida, Oxytrichidae.
AUGAGGCAGAGCAGACAGUAAGACCAAAGUUUAAAACAGCUUAGAUCGUCUGUUGAGACUAUCCUUUCCUUUAAUACCUAGUAGUUAGAGGGUAAAAAGUUCUAAGAAGGAGAUGAAUUUAUAAGACUCUAAAAAGAAUUCAAAAAGUUGGAAUUAAGAUAUCAAGAUUAGAUUAAGAUUAAUGAUGAUUUAAAGCAAAUGUUUCUCAACGCCUAAUAAAGAAGAGGUUCAGAUAAUGGAGGAUCAUUUGAUGGUUAAAACUUACUACUUCAAUAGUAAGUGAGAAACUUAGAGGAGAGACUGGAGGAUUCCUAUCGUAAUUAGCACUAGUUAGAGAAUUUAAUCGAAGAGUAUGAAGUGAAUCUUAAAAGAAUAGAGGAUAACUAUAAACAGAACAACAAAAAGUUUCAUGAUAUGCAAAAAAAGUACACUUAGUCGGAGCAGUCAAAGCGUGACAUGGAGGCUAAGAUGCUUAAACUAGAGUAGGAGAAGAAUAAGAUAAGUGAAAAAUGGACAAAACUCUCAAAUAAAAACAAGAAUGAGGAGAGAUAGAAGUCAAAAGUGAGACAACUUGAAGUGUAAAAUGACUUCACUCAAAAAGAGAUAAACAGCCUGAGUGAGAAAUUGGAAAAAUUAGAAAGGGAAAAUAUUAUUCUCAGAAAGACUAACGAGGGGGCUAAUGAGAUUCAUUAAAAGCAGCUGAACUAGCUAAGAAAGUUGUAAGAGACAAUUGGUUAGUAUUAAAGUGAAAAGGGCGUAGCUGAUAAAGUAACUAAUGAACUCUUGUCAAGAAUAUCAAGCUAUGAAUAAGAAAUUGAUGAUCUAAGCAGCAGGCUCAACGAUACUUAAAAUAGCAGGUAGAGAGACUCAGAGUUGAACAGAAAUGUUGAGCAUUAUAGCAGAGAACUGCAAUCAAAAGAGUAGAAGAUUUCCAAGCAAGAAGAAAUAAUAAACUCGCUAAAAUAAGAUUUAGAAAGAACAAAUCAGUAGUUAAUAUCCAAGAAUAUGGAGAACUAAUCUUUAAAACAGAGCUUAAACUAACUCUAAGGAGAAAUGAUUAAUCUCUAAAAUGAGUUAGAGGUUAUAAACUAGUAUUAAGCCAUGAAGGAAGAGGCCUCGUAGAGAAAUGAUAGAUUUCCAAAUUAGCAAGUCCAGCUAGCUUUCACAUCACUAAUUCAAUUAUUAAAUACUCCUUUCAGUCCAUUUGAUAUGACUAAUGAAGAGGAUAUAGAUGUCUAUGACCUAAAUGGAUUAACUGAUACUUCUCAAAGGCUAAUCUAUGAUGGAGAAGUAUCAUUUGCUAUUCUGAGGGCUGAGAAAAAGCUCAAUAUUCUGUUCUAAUUCUUUUAAUAAUCAGUAAAUAGUAGUCCUCUUAUGGAGUUUAAUUAAACUCCUCACAAUAGAUUGAGCUCUGGAAGAAUGGAGUUUUAGAGAGAUUACUAGUAGUAGCAGUAAAACUAUAUUAAUCCUUUAAGCUAACUCUAGCAAACUCAAUAUAAAGAUUAAAUGAACCAGCCACUACAAAAUGAUAUGCUGGGAAGAUAGGUAAAGAUUUAAAAUCUUGUGAUUUAAAAUCAUGCUGGAGUUCAAGAAAACAACAAAAUCAUAAACAUCAAUGCAAACUCUCUUGUAUGCAACAAAGAGAACUAGGACAUCAAUGUAAGAUUUAAUAAGAAGCACAACAACAUACCGAAGUUGCACACCCAGUCCUAUGACAACUUCAAUGAUGCCUUCCCAGUUGAUUAGUAAGUUCACACGACUAAAAACUCAGUAGUCAGGAAUUCUUUUUAGAGAAAUGAUCCUGCUAAUGGAGGGAGUUAGAGUAAUGCUAAUAAUUCCAGCAAUGGCUGCAAAUAGCUUGGGCCUAUGAAGAUAUCAAAUACUCCUAAUGCUUUGUUCCAACAAAAUUUCUAAGCUUUUAAGAGCAGAUAGUAACCAUUUUUAUCCUCCUAAAUUGGUGCAAACAGCACCUUAGGCUAGAAUGAUUUGAGCAAGCUAAGCAACAGAAAUUCUUAAUUAAGAUCAAGUGGUGGCUUUGCUGGCGGAGUCUAAGGAGGGCAAGCAUUCUCUCACAGAUCAAAUAGCAUAAACGAGCAGAUCCAUAGGAGAAACUCAGAGACUAGAAAUUCAUACAGAUUUGGUUCUAUAAAUUAAUGA